This is a messenger RNA of Theobroma cacao (cacao), 4159 nucleotides long. Its product is annotated as ABC transporter B family member 15-like. Gene Ontology annotation, cellular component: membrane. NCBI's taxonomy places the organism in Eukaryota, Viridiplantae, Streptophyta, Magnoliopsida, Malvales, Malvaceae. Gene Ontology annotation, biological process: transmembrane transport. Gene Ontology annotation, molecular function: ATP hydrolysis activity; ABC-type transporter activity; ATP binding. The record is from RefSeq and is a predicted model, not a curated record.
AAACAUCUCCUUGGCACUUUGUUUCCUCUCACUUGCCUUAAGAGACAAGACUAUUUUGGAGGCAAGCAAAGAGAAAAAAAAAAACAAAAAAACAAACCCCCUCUUAGAACAAAAUAAAGCACCGAAUCCCAAGCGCUUUGAGAAUCUUGGCGUUGUUUUGUUCUCCAAGAUGCGUCAUGAGAAGCAGAAAACUGGUUCAGCCAAGAAGGUGAAUGGGUCUAUAAGGUCCAUUUUCAUGCAUGCGGACGGUGUAGAUAUGUGGUUGAUGACUCUUGGCUUCAUCGGAGCCAUUGGUGAUGGUUUUAGCACACCUCUUGUUUUGCUUGUUACAAGCAAGUUGAUGAACAAUCUUGGUGAUGCAUCAGCUUUCACUGCAGACAUGUUCACUCAUAACAUCCACAAGAAUUCGGUGGCUUUGUUGUAUUUGGCUUGUGGGUCAUGGCUUGCUUGUUUUCUAGAGGGAUUCUGCUGGUCAAGAACAGGUGAGAGGCAAGCAACAAGAAUGAGAGCCAGAUAUUUAAAAGCCAUCUUAAGACAAGAUGUGGGAUACUUUGAUUUGCAUGUUACAAGCACGGCUGAAGUUAUCACAAGUGUUUCAAAUGAUAGUCUAGUAAUCCAAGAUGUUCUUAGUGAAAAGGUGCCAAAUUUUCUGAUGAAUGUUGCAAUAUUUGUAGGGUGCUACAUGGUAGCAUUCAUAAUGCUAUGGAGACUAGCAAUUGUGGGAUUUCCUUUUGCUGUUCUUUUAGUGAUUCCCGGUCUUAUGUAUGGAAGGGGUUUGAUAGGAAUAGCUAGAAAGACCAGGGAGGAAUACAAUAAAGCUGGUACAAUAGCAGAACAGGCAAUCUCUUCUAUAAGAACCGUUUAUUCCUUUGUUGGUGAAAACAAGAUCAUUGCAGAAUUCUCUGCAGCUUUACAAGGUUCUUUGAAGUUGGGGUUGAGGCAGGGUUUGGCUAAAGGUCUGGCAAUUGGAAGCAAUGGGGUGGUUUUUGCUACUUGGUCUUUCAUGUCUUACUAUGGCAGCAGGAUGGUCAUGUAUCAUGGUGCUCCAGGAGGGACAGUUUUCAUUGUUGGUGCGGCCAUUGCCAUGGGAGGCCUGUCAUUGGGGGCUAGCUUGUCCAACCUGAAGUAUUUCUCUGAAGCAUGUUCAGCUGGAGAACGUAUAAUAGAAGUGAUAAAAAGAGUCCCCAAGAUUGAUUCAUACAAUUUGGAGGGUGAAAUCUUGGACAAAGUUUCAGGAGCAGUCGAAUUCAGGCAUGUUGAAUUUGCUUAUCCAUCAAGGCCUGAAAGCAUGAUUUUCACAGAUUUUUGCCUCGACAUUCCAGCUGGAAAGACUGUGGCAUUGGUGGGAGGUAGUGGCUCGGGGAAAUCCACGGUAAUAGCACUACUGCAAAGGUUUUAUGACCCACUAGGGGGAGAGAUACUCCUUGAUGGGAUUGCAAUAGAUAAGUUGCAGCUCAAUUGGUUAAGGUCACAGAUGGGUCUGGUGAGUCAGGAGCCAGCACUUUUUGCUACUACCAUAAAGGAGAACAUACUUUUUGGCAAGGAAGAUGCUAGCAUGGAAGAAGUUGUUGAAGCUGCCAAAGCCUCAAAUGCCCACAAUUUUAUAUGCCAAUUACCACAGGGUUAUGAUACUCAGGUUGGUGAAAGAGGGGUCCAAAUGUCAGGUGGACAAAAGCAAAGAAUUGCUAUAGCAAGAGCAAUAAUAAAAGCACCCCAAAUCCUUCUCCUAGAUGAGGCAACAAGUGCACUAGACGCAGAAUCUGAACGAGUUGUACAAGAAGCAAUAGACCAGGCUGCCAUUGGCCGUACCUCCAUAAUAAUUGCCCACCGCCUCUCCACCAUUCGUAAUGCUGACCUUAUAGCGGUUGUCCAAAAUGGCCAAGUUUUGGAAACUGGAUCACAUGAUGCGUUGAUCGAAAAUGAAAAUGGUCACUAUACUUCAUUGGUCCAUCUUCAGCAAACAGAGAAAGAAAGGUUCCCCGAAGAAGUUAACUCAAAUUCAUCUACUUAUGCUUCAUCUUUAAUAUCAAAUGUGGACAUUAACAGCACAAGUAGUCGUAGACUUUCAUUGGUUAGUCGGUCUAGUUCUGCCAAUUCAUUUAUUCAAAACCGUGUUUCACUAGCUAGAGAAUCUGCAGUGGAAAACCAAAAAUUGCCAAUGCCAUCUUUCAGAAGGUUGUUGGCAUUAAACUUACCAGAAUGGAGACAAGCGAUAUUGGGGUGUUUAAGUGCAAUCCUAUUUGGUGCAGUUCAACCUGUUUAUGCAUUCUCACUAGGAUCUAUGGUAUCAGUGUAUUUUUUGACUGAUCAUGAUGAGAUUAAGGAGAAGACUAAGAUUUAUGCCUUAUGCUUUCUCGGGUUGUCGGUGUUUUCGUUGCUGAUAAAUGUUGGUCAACAUUAUAAUUUUGCAUACAUGGGAGAGUACUUGACAAAGAGGAUCAGAGAGAGGAUGCUUUCAAAGAUACUCACAUUUGAGGUUGGCUGGUAUGAUCAAGAUGAGAAUUCAAGUGGUGCUAUCUGCUCUAGACUUGCUAAGGAUGCCAAUGUGGUGAGAUCUUUGGUGGGUGACAGGAUGGCCCUAAUCGUGCAAACCAUUUCAGCAGUAACUAUAGCUUGCACCAUGGGCCUGGUCAUAGCUUGGAGGCUUGCGCUUGUCAUGAUAGCAGUCCAACCCAUUAUCAUCGUUUGUUUCUACACCAGACGUGUCUUACUUAAAAGCAUGUCCCAAAAGGCUAUCAAAGCCCAAGAUGAAAGUAGCAAGCUGGCUGCUGAGGCAGUUUCCAACCUCCGAACCAUCACUGCCUUCUCAUCCCAACAUAGAAUCUUGAAAAUGCUCGACAAGGCCCAAGAAGGCCCAAGAAGAGAGAGCAUUCGUCAAUCAUGGUUUGCCGGUAUUGGACUUGGCACAUCUCAGAGCCUGACAACAUGCACUUGGGCCUUAGACUUUUGGUAUGGUGGCAAACUUAUCUCUCAUGGCUACAUCACUGCAAAGGCUUUGUUUGAGACCUUCAUGAUCUUAGUAAGCACAGGUCGUGUAAUAGCCGACGCGGGAAGCAUGACAACUGACCUUGCCAAGGGCUCAGAUGCAGUUGGAUCAGUCUUCACUGUAUUGGAUCGAUACACAAAUAUUGAGCCUGAAGACCCUGAAAGUUACAAGCCCGAAAAGAUAAUAGGCCAUGUGGAACUUCGUGACAUAGACUUUGCAUACCCGGCUCGGCCCGAUGUUGUGAUCUUUAGAGGCUUCUCACUCAAUAUUGAAGCAAGUAAGUCAACUGCAUUAGUUGGACAAAGUGGGUCUGGUAAAUCAACAAUCAUUGGAUUAAUUGAGAGAUUUUAUGACCCUCUCGAAGGUAUAGUGAAAGUUGAUGGUAGAGAUAUACGAUCAUAUCACCUUAAGUCACUAAGGAAACACAUUGCACUUGUGAGCCAAGAGCCCACAUUAUUUGGUGGCACCAUCAGAGAAAACAUUGCAUAUGGAGCGUCUGAUAAGAUGGAUGAAUCAGAAAUUGUGGAGGCUGCUAAAGCAGCCAAUGCCCAUGACUUCAUUUCAGGGUUAAAAGAUGGGUAUGAGACAUGGUGUGGAGAUAAGGGAGUGCAGCUAUCUGGGGGCCAAAAACAACGCAUUGCAAUUGCUAGGGCCAUAUUGAAAAAUCCAGCAAUUUUGCUUUUAGAUGAGGCUACCAAUGCACUUGAUAGCCAAUCAGAGAAAGCUGUGCAAGAUGCACUCGAGAGAGUGAUGGUGGGUAGGACUAGUGUGGUUGUGGCUCAUAGGUUAAGCACCAUUCAAAACUGUGACCAAAUUGCUGUGUUGGAUAGAGGCAAGGUGGUGGAGAAAGGGACCCAUCAAUCUUUGUUGGCCAAGGGACCCAUAGGUGCUUACUUCUCAUUGGUUAGCCUCCAAAGGAGACCUUACAACUCAACUCACACAAUCAACUAAACUACUUACCUUUAGAUCUUAGAUUAGGCUUUUUUCUAGAUGCCAUCUAAAUUUGAUGGUGAAAGGCCUAAACUUAUUUACAAUACUCUUUUCCAAGUUUUCCUUUUACUUCCCUUUUGUCCAUCCACUUUCAGUAAAGAUGUUGAAAGGGAUAUGGUAACCUUUCUAUAAUAUGAGCUUUUCAUUUUUCCAACAAUAAUAAUAAAUGCUUACUUUUAUGUG